Molecule: messenger RNA, 918 nt
Organism: Lolium perenne
Lineage: Eukaryota; Viridiplantae; Streptophyta; Magnoliopsida; Poales; Poaceae
Source: RefSeq, a predicted model, not a curated record
CUCAAUCAAUGAGGAGGCAGCCAACCCACCCCCUCUCCCUCUAUAUAAAGGGGCUUGGCAGCCCACUCCCUCCUCACUUGCUCUCAUUUCCCACUCUCCACUCCUCUCCACUCCUCUCCUUUGCCUCAUUUCUUUUCACUCCCUACUAUUUCCUCCACUCCCUCACACUCUCCUCCUCCACUUCCCCACGAAAAUGGUGCUCCCCUUGGUCCCAUGGCCGGCCAUGGCCAUGGAAAGCCACCAAGAUGAAGCUCCCUUCCUCCCUCAAGCUCAUCCUCACCAUGAGAGCCUCCCCCUCCAUCUUCUCCCCAACCUUAGAUGGUUUAAUCUCCUCUUCUUCUCCCUCCAUUGCUAAGAUUGGAUCUUGAUGCAGGUGCAUGUUAGUCCAAGCAUGGAGAAGGUUGAGCUAUCCUCAGAUCUGAAGUUCUUGAGCAAAAUCCAAAUCGAGUGGUUCAAAGUUCUGCAGAUAGAUCAAAAUCUGGUCAGAUCUGACUUUGUCGAAUUAAACCAGGAGUUUGGUGACGAAUUUUUGAAUGAAACCAACUGGAUGCGAACAAUUCCGGAGAAGAAGAACAAGUGGAAUCGGAUGAGAAGAUUUUAUUUAUAUUGUUGGGAUUGUUAUAUUGAUGGAGUUGAAGAAGUACAGGGACAAAUAAGCCAAGACUUGAAGGAGUUCGACAGAUGAAGAAGGAGUUGGCGACGUCUAUGCGAGCUAGGAACGUCUUCCCAGUCAGUUGCCUGUAGGGUUUAAGGCGAAUGACUUGGGCUCCGCGCUGUUGAAGUGAUGAUGCUACUCUGAUGUUUAGUUAGGCCCUUCGAGGCUAUUAUGUAAGUAAUGGUCAUGUGACAUUAUUGUAAUUUUCUUAUUCCGCUUUGUAAUGGAUGGUGUAAUUUGAUAUCAGUUCGGUUAUGUGUUCA